Otolemur garnettii (small-eared galago) is the source of this 1632-nucleotide messenger RNA. RefSeq names its product membrane palmitoylated protein 7 (gene MPP7). Gene Ontology annotation, molecular function: protein binding. Gene Ontology annotation, cellular component: plasma membrane; cell-cell junction. NCBI's taxonomy places the organism in Eukaryota, Metazoa, Chordata, Mammalia, Primates, Galagidae. The coding region runs from base 16 to 1626 and encodes 536 amino acids. The transcript is spliced from 15 exons. Gene Ontology annotation, biological process: protein localization to adherens junction. The record is from RefSeq and is a predicted model, not a curated record.
ACCUUCCUCUGGGAUAUGUUUGGUGAAAAAAGCCUGCAUUCACUGGUAAAGAUUCAUGAAAAACUACACUACUAUGAGAAGCAGAGUCCGGUGCCCAUUCUCCCUGGUGCGGCAGCUUUGGCCAGUGACCUGGCCGAAGAGCUUCAGAACAAGCCAUUAAACAGUGAGAUCAGAGAGCUGUUGAAACUACUGUCCAAGCCCAGUGUGAAGGCUUUGCUCUCUGUACAUGACACUGUGGCUCAGAAGAAUUAUGACCCUGUGUUGCCUCCUAUGCCUGAAGAUAUUGAUGAUGAGGAAGACUCAGUCAAAAUAAUUCGUCUGGUUAAAAAUAGAGAACCAUUGGGAGCUACCAUUAAAAAGGAUGAGCAGACUGGCGCCAUUGUUGUGGCUAGAAUCAUGAGAGGGGGAGCUGCGGACAGAAGUGGUCUUAUUCACGUUGGUGAUGAACUUAGGGAGGUGAAUGGGAUCCCAGUUGAGGACAAAAGGCCUGAGGAAAUAAUACAGAUUUUGGCUCAGUCUCAGGGAGCAAUUACAUUUAAGAUUAUACCCAGCAUCAAAGAAGAAUCACCGCCUAAAGAAGGCAAGAUGUUUAUCAAAGCUCUCUUUGACUACGAUCCUAAUGAAGAUAAGGCGAUUCCGUGUAAGGAAGCUGGGCUCUCUUUCAGAAAGGGAGAUAUUCUUCAGAUCAUGAGCCAAGAUGACGCAACGUGGUGGCAAGCAAAACACGAAGGGAAUGCCAACCCCAGGGCAGGCUUGAUUCCCUCAAAGCAUUUCCAGGAAAGGAGAUUGGCUCUGAGACGACCAGAAAUGUUGGUUCAGCCCCUGAAAGGUUCCAACAGGAAAUCAUCUGGUUUUAGGAGAAGUUUUCGUCUCAGUAGAAAAGAUAAGAAAACAAACAAAUCCAUGUAUGAAUGCAAGAGGAGUGAUCAGUAUGACACAGCAGAUGUCCCCACCUACGAAGAGGUGACCCCGUAUCGGCGGCAGAGUAAUGAGAAGUACAGACUUGUCGUCUUGGUUGGUCCAGUUGGAGUAGGGCUGAAUGAACUGAAACGAAAACUGCUGAUCAGUGAUACCCAGCACUAUGGUGUAACCGUGCCCCAUACCACCAGAGCAAGAAGGAGCCAGGAGAGUGACGGUGUGGAGUACAUUUUCAUCUCCAAGCAUUUGUUCGAGACGGAUGUACAAAAUAACAAGUUCAUUGAAUAUGGUGAAUAUAAAAAUAACUACUAUGGCACAAGCAUAGACUCGGUUCGCUCCGUCCUCGCGAAAAACAAAGUCUGCUUAUUGGAUGUCCAGCCUCAUACAGUCAAGCAUUUAAGGACACUAGAAUUUAAGCCCUACGUGAUAUUUAUAAAGCCUCCUUCAAUAGAGCGUUUGAGAGAGACAAGAAAAAAUGCAAAGAUUAUAUCAAGCAGAGAUGACCAGGGUGCCGCCAAACCCUUUACAGAAGAAGACUUUCAAGAAAUGAUCAAAUCUGCACAAAUCAUGGAAAGUCAAUAUGGUCACCUUUUUGACAAAAUCAUCAUAAAUGAUGAUCUCACCAUGGCAUUCAAUGAGCUAAAGACAACUUUUGACAAAUUAGAGACAGAGGCCCAUUGGGUACCAGUGAGCUGGUUACAUUCAUAACUAAGG